Caenorhabditis auriculariae is the source of this 1583-nucleotide messenger RNA. Lineage: Eukaryota; Metazoa; Nematoda; Chromadorea; Rhabditida; Rhabditidae. The record is from the annotation of a GenBank genome assembly.
AUGCCGAAAGACAAUGAAUCGGUGGUGGAUCUCAUCAAGGCGGAGCACUUGGUCCAAUCAGAAGGCCCCAGGAGACAGGUCGGCUCCAUUUGGAGCGCUAAUGCCAUCGUCACCCAGACGCCUACGGUGCUUUCGUGUUUUUCGUGGGCUUCCGAAAAGAAGGAAACGGGCGAGAAGGAGGUCAAAAUCCCCUGAGAAGAGGUGACGAUUGUUGGAAUUCAUUUUCAGGCUGUACAACGCACCAACAAGACAAGAAGCCGCAUUGGGACUGCCGCCAAAUGGAUUCGCUCCCGUCGGCAGAUGGGGCCAAGGCUUUGGCAAAAGUUUUUUUUUUCAAGAGGUGUCGCGAAGGGAUUUAUACCAGAUUUUUCCUCUCUCAAUAUUGAAAUAUCCAUGUUGGAUGAGUGUGAUUCUCUAGAUAGAGACCGCCAUUAUCACAAUUGAAACUCCUAACUAAAACUCACUGGAGCUCACUUUUUUUCAACUAGUUACUAGUUACUCUUUAACUCAACUACUACAAAAAGACGGAAUUCUAACAUAGGCAGAAAUAAAAAAGAGAUCAACGACGAGAUGAUUAUCUUUAAGAAAAUAACGGAUGGAAAGACAAACUCCGGUGGCCAAGACGGAAAAAAAGGCGGCAGGGCAAGAUUUUCGGGCGCGUUGUCGUUGAACAACCAUUAAUUACGUGCGGAGCCCAUCACUGUCAACUCAGAGGGGUACGCGCACUUUUGCUCCUCGACGAGCUGCUUUCCAGAUUUUGAUUCAGGUGAUUAAACCAAAGUUCUUGCAUACUUUCAAAGAAUCAGACUUGCUAAAAAAGUAUAAAAACCGUUUUUUUUUUUGACCAAACAUUUUCAGAUAGCCUAAAAACAAAUAAAAAGAAAUUUGAAAAAUACACCCGUCAACCGAACUAUUUUCUGGAAACAUGGGAUCAAAAAUUUUUUUGACUUUUUAUUUUUAUGGAACAUUGGAAAACUACGAGGUCAAAAAGAAUAUUAAAAAAAUAUUUACCUGUUUAGGGGAAAUUAUUUUCUGUCUUAUUGAACACUCAUAUGGUUAAAAAUAAGGAUGAAUAUUCAAAGAUGUGAGCAGUCUAUCUUCGGAAAACAAACUUUCAGCCUAAGCUUGAUUUGAGCCCAGUUGUUUUCAUAAAAGUUGAGAAGAACCAAACGCGUUCAAGCAUGAGAUCAAGAUACACGAAGAUAUUGUUAUAGAACAAUAAAUCCCGAAAACUUCCCAACCGCGAAAUUCCACACGCAGAGAUCAAUUAUUCAGCGAAUUGAAUACACCUGAUGACUGACUGGAUCUCAAAAGAAAUAUGUCAAAAGUCGUGUCGGCAACACGGCACCUGCCGCCUCCGGAUGCGACAGUUGCGUCAAUUAAAGAAUUGAUCGAGGAUGGGUCUAUCCAUGAGAAACAAUGGUCUCAACGUGCCCACUGGCUGCAAAAAUAUAAACAAACGAUGAAAAAGUGUUGAAAGUUCCUAAUCGCCGUCGUCGCCUUGAAAUUGCAGGACACUCGGCGUUUUGGAGUCGGAGGAAAAGUUUCGCGACUACGAAGCAAAAGAGCAGGACGCUGAAUGA